AUGCGCAACUCGGUAGCAAUCACCACCUCGUCCUCGACUCUCAUGCACACCUCACUCGCAUACUUCUCCAACGAAAUCAGGACCGUCGAUGCCAUCAUUUCUUAUCCUUUUCAUCGUUUUAGACAUUCCAAGCCCAUUCUACCCAGGGAAAUCCUCCUGCACAUUCGGUCUUACCUCCACACCAACGUCACCAAGGAUCUCAUGAUGCAGUCUUACUCUGCACUACAGCGCUACGAAAAUACCCUUCGCCACUUACUUUGCACGGAAUGUCUCUCAUAUAACGAAUACGUCUAUGGUGACGACCUUUGGCAAUGGGAGGACUUUUCAGGUGCUUGUCGCUGCAUUGAAGGGGUGUAUAUUGCGUCGCGACCGUCUUACACCACCGCCAAUGCUUCUUCAUUGACACAGACGCCCUCUCUAAAUCCCAAACGAUUCGUGGGCCGCCGGCAGUGGCUCGAGUACUACCUCUCUCGUAAAUCAUUGCGCUUCAUUCAACGCAAACCCCUCGACCAAUCCACACCUUCUCGUUCACAGCCUACCAUAUGGUCUCUCGUUCGCCGUGUUCUCCAUCAGUAUUUCCAAUGUGUUAGCAUUCAUGACAUAUCGCCCCUACCUCCCUCUUGCUCGGGCAGCAAUGAAGGCAGUGAUAUCCUGAUCGUGCCUGUGCCUGACCUUGCAGGCACGGGCAUACUUUCAGACGAAUGUACCACCAAGGUUAAGCUCGAACGCGUCGAACGCGAUUUAGGCUUGACGGUUCCAUAUGAUUUACGAAGUACUUUAUCAUCGCAGAUGUACCCCGCCUCACCUGCCCUGUCGUCUACUGCUCCCUCAAUGUUGUCGUUUUUAUCCUAUCCACCGGAACUCCCUCACGUGUUCAGAGCUGUAGCAAACGUGAUUCCGAUCCUCUGCACAGUUCUUAUCACCACCAUAUCCCUACCAGUGUCGUUCCUGACCCUCGUCCUUACACUUGUCUGCUAUUAUCUUAAACCCAGGGCCUUCACGAUAUUGCUUUGA
Marasmius oreades (fairy-ring Marasmius) is the source of this 1014-nucleotide messenger RNA. RefSeq lists its product as uncharacterized. The coding region runs from base 1 to 1014 and encodes 337 amino acids. The transcript has a single exon. NCBI's taxonomy places the organism in Eukaryota, Fungi, Basidiomycota, Agaricomycetes, Agaricales, Marasmiaceae. The record is from RefSeq and is a predicted model, not a curated record.